Messenger RNA from Acipenser ruthenus (sterlet), 4875 nucleotides. RefSeq names its product protein transport protein Sec24D-like. Bases 212 to 3292 code for a protein of 1026 amino acids. Gene Ontology annotation, cellular component: endoplasmic reticulum exit site; COPII vesicle coat. Lineage: Eukaryota; Metazoa; Chordata; Actinopteri; Acipenseriformes; Acipenseridae. Gene Ontology annotation, biological process: intracellular protein transport; endoplasmic reticulum to Golgi vesicle-mediated transport; COPII-coated vesicle cargo loading. The transcript has 23 exons. The record is from RefSeq and is a predicted model, not a curated record. Gene Ontology annotation, molecular function: zinc ion binding; SNARE binding.
GCGCAGAACACUGACGUGUAAAGGAAUCCCCUCAGUAAGCGGCUGCGCACUCUGCUCUCUGAACUGCACUGUGGACAUUAGGAACCGGUGCGUUGUUGGAGUUUGACGUGGCACUACAUUGAAUAGCACAGGGUUCAUAGAAAGCCACCCAGCACAGCAAAACACACACAGAUUUGCCAAAGUCUGCCUUUUGUAAUGAGAAAAGUCUAAAAUGAGUCAACAAGGUUAUGUCGCAACUCCACCUUACUCUCAGACUCAACCUCUCUAUGGCCACUAUGGUGGAUCACCACAGACAUUCGCUCCAUCACAGCAAGGAGUGCUGAAAACAGCUUCCUCUGUUGGGCCUCCAGUGUCUGGCAUGCCUCCACCUCCUGGCCCAAACCAGUUUAGCCUGGGUAAUCAAUAUAAUGGGUUUAGUGCAGGAGGAACUCAACCACAAAGAUUCCUUCCUACUAUAGCAGUUGGUGGCCAGCCUCCACUUUCACCAUAUGGGCAGCCUCUACCGACAACCUAUCAAAAUUCAGCCCCUCCCUUAUCCACACAGCAGCUGACAAAUCAGAUGGGAGCCAUGCAAUUAAGUGGAUAUGGACCUGGUGCAGUGCAGGGUUCUCAACUACCUCCCAGCUUAGCAGCACAGCCAGCAUUCCCACCUCUCACAUCACAAUCAAUGGCACAUCCUCCUAUGCCUCCAGGAUCUCAUGCCCCACAAAUGACCCUGUCCUCCCCAACAAUCGGCCCACCUACCAUGGGUACAAUGCCUCCGGGUCCUCCUGUUGGGGUGCAGGGUGGUUUUCCUGGACCCAAUCCAGUAAAUAUUGGUUUUCAGCAGCCUCCAGGACAAGUUCCUCCUCAUGGAUUCCCCCAACAGCCAGGUUCAUUCGGAGGGCAGAUGACAGGACCUCAGCCAGGUUUUCCUGGAGCUUUUCCAGGGGGCACAGCACAAAUGGCUGGUCCUCAUCAGAAAAAACUGGAUCCUGACUCUAUUCCCAGCACAACCCAAGUCAUUGAGGAUGAUAAAGUACGAAGAGGAGGACAGACCUACACCACAAACACCAGGGGGCAAGUUCCCCCCCUUGUCACCACAGAUUGUUUGGUUCAAGAUCAAGGAAAUGCAAGUCCUCGUUUCAUUCGAUGCACAACAUACUCUUUCCCUUGCACAGCUGAUCUUGCGAAACAGUGUCAAGUUCCUCUGGCAGCAGUCAUAAAGCCCUUAGCAACAGUUCCACAAAACGAGACUCCUCUGUACCUUGUAAACCAUGGAGAGACCGGGCCCAUAAGAUGUAAUCGCUGCAAGGCUUACAUGUGUCCGCUAAUGCAGUUUAUUGAUGGUGGUCGCAGAUACCAGUGUUCUUUCUGCAGCUGUGUCAAUGAAGUACCACCAUUCUAUUUUCAACAUCUGGACCAUGUUGGCAGGAGAUUGGACUACUAUGAGAGGCCAGAGCUAUCGCUGGGAUCUUACGAAUUUAUUGCUACUUUGGAUUACUGCAAGAACAACAGGCCUGCAAACCCUCCUGCUUUUAUCUUCAUGAUCGAUGUGUCGUACAGCAACAUUAAAAGUGGCCUGGUCAAAUUGAUAUGUGAGGAACUGAAAACAUUGCUGGAUAAGCUUCCGAGGGAGGAGCAAGCAGAGAAGUCUGUAAUUAAAGUUGGAUUUGUUACCUACAACAAAAUUCUCCACUUCUACAAUGUAAAGAGCAACCUGGCCCAGCCCCAGAUGUUGGUGGUUUCAGACGUGUCUGAGAUGUUUGUGCCUCUGCUUGAUGGCUUUCUUGUGGACUUUCAAGAAUCACAAUCGGUUAUCAACAACCUGUUGGACCAGAUUCCAGAGAUGUUUGCUGACACCAAUGAGAGCGAGACUGUUUUUGCCCCGGUUAUCCAGGCUGGCAUGGAAGCACUGAAGGCUGCAGAGUGCAGUGGCAAACUCUUCAUCUUCCAGUCAUCCAUUCCCACAGCUGAAGCACCUGGGAAACUGAAGAAUAGGGAUGACAGAAAGCUGGUGAACACAGAGAAAGAGAAGACCCUGUUCCAACCCCAGAAGGGUGUUUAUGAGAGUCUGACCAAGGAGUGUGUGGCAAACAGCUGCUGUGUGGACCUGUUCCUUUUCCCUAACCAGUUUGUGGAUGUGGCCACACUGGGUGACAUCCCAAUGCAUACAGGAGGAGCCCUUUACAAAUACAGCAACUUCCAGAUUCAGUCUGAUGGGGACCAUUUUUUGAGUGACCUAAGAAAAGAUGUUGAGAAAAAGAUAGGAUUUGAUGCAAUCAUGCGGAUCCGGACAAGCACAGGAUUCAGAGCAACUGACUUUUUUGGUGCCAUAUAUAUGAACAACACCACAGACGUUGAGAUGGCAGCAGUGGACUGUGAUAAAGCAGUAACUGUGGAGUUCAAACAUGAUGACAAGCUGAACGAGGAUACUGGAGCCUUAAUGCAGUGUGCUUUGCUGUACACAACUGUUGGUGGCCAAAGACGACUGCGUAUCCACAACCUGGGUCUGAACUGCAGCUCCCAGCUUGCUGACCUAUAUAAGAGCUGUGAGACAGAUGCUCUUAUCAAUUUCUUUGCCAAAACAGCCUACAGAGCCAUGUUGAACCAGCCUCUGAAGACAGUGAGAGAGAUCCUGGUUAAUCAGACUGCACACAUGCUAGCGUGUUAUAGGAAGCACUGUGCCAGCCCCUCCUCAGCCAGCCAGCUGAUUCUUCCAGAUGCUAUGAAAAUCUUUCCAGUCUACAUGAACUGCCUGAUGAAGAGCUAUCCUCUGGUCGGUAAUCCAGACAUUUCUAUAGAUGAAAGAGCUUAUCAGAGGCAGUUGGUGAUAUCCAUGGAUGUUGCUGAUUCCCAGGCUUUCUUCUACCCAAGACUUAUACCUGUUCACAACAUUGAUGUGAACAGCGAUGUAAUGCCCUCUGCUGUCCGAUGUUCAGAAGAGCGCCUGUCUGAGGGAGGAAUCUUCCUACUCGAGAAUGGCAAGCAUAUGUUCCUGUGGCUGGGGCUGGCCUCCCCUCCAGAGGCCAUUCAAAGCAUCUUCAAUGUACCUUCAUUUGCACAUAUCAACACAGAGGCAACAACACUUCUAGAGCUGGACAACCCCUACUCGAAAAAGCUCAGGUCAAUUAUUGACAACAUACGCCGCCAGAGGCCUCAUUCAAUGAAGCUGAUGAUUGUAAAGCAAAAAGACAAACCAGAGAUGAUUUUCAGACAGUUCCUGGUAGAAGACAAAGGCUUGUAUGGAGGAGCUUCCUACAUGGAUUUUCUGUGCUAUGUUCACAAAGAGAUCAGACAACUACUCACUUAAAGAUACUGCCUCAAUACAUUUCACUCAUCUCAGUCUGAAAACUUGUAUUGGAUUCUGCAAAAAAAAAAAAAACCAAGGCCAGUCUUUUAUCCUGCAAAGCAGAUUCUUCUUUUAAAGGAAUUCAUGAGUUAUUGGAAAGUUAAACAAAAUAACAUUUUAGAUUAUUAUUUUUUUGGUCUUGUCAACAUCAACAAGUGCUCAUAAAAUUCAUACGUAUAAAGCAGAUUGCAAACAGGUUUCCAAAUCUAUCUCAAUCUGUACCUUAAUUAGUUUAAUUAAACAAGUGCUUUAUUACCAAUGGUGUGUGUGUAUUUACUAACAAGAAUGUAUAUGAAUUUAAAACAUAUUUUCAGUCCUUUUGUUAAACAUGUCAUUCAAAAGUUCUUGUUACAAAUUUUACUAUCAGACUAGUCAGAAACUAAAAUAAGUGAAAUGAUCUUCAAGGGCCAUCAGUUGGGGGAAAAAAAAUUAUAACCAGAGUGUUCAUUCCAGCAAAGUAAAUGUAUUUUAAAAUGUGCCAGUUGGGUUUUAUUAUUUAUUCAAAGUCCUAACAAUUCCCAACUUUCAUAAGUUUUGUUCAUAUUCCAUUUUUGACAAACAUAUUUUUUUUGUUUUAUUUGGUAUUGUUUAAAAUGUGUAUUAGGUCUGGCUGUGUAGUAUUUCUUCUGUGUUGUUAUUACCAUUAUGUAACACUUGUCAUUGUGUGUUUUGUAUUCUAAUCUGUCAUAUAUGUGCAGAUCAAACCUUAAGUAACUACAUAGUAGAGCUGGGUGAGUUUGAUAUGUUCGCCAAAGUACUGCCUCUUUGUUUUCCUAAUGGAUGCCUUAUUAAAAAAUAAAUAAAUAAACAAAUCUAAAUAUUUGAGACAACAGUAAAAGUAACAAUGAAGCUACACCUUUCCCUUUUGAAUACAGUUACCUCAUAUUAGUAUGUCACUUAUAUGAUAAUUCACAUGUGCAUUUCAAAUAAGUAUUCUGUGGACUUUGUGUCCUACAGCUUACAGCUUAUAAGCGUUUUUGGACAUUUUUUUUAAUACAGAGAAGUACAUGUCUGUAAAAGAAAUCAAGUAAACAUCAAUUUUAUCUUGCAUGUUUAAUGCUUUUGAUGGAGCCACCUUAAUACAGCCAUAGUCCAGCAAUCUGGCUCAGAUUUGUAUUUUUAUUAAACUGAAAUUAAUGUAAAUGGAAUAUUAUGGAUAUAUGUGCAUCUCAGGUACCACUUGUGUAUGGCCUAGCAUUAUACAUUUGGAGUGUAAACGCACAGUAAACUCAUCCUGUGUAGUUAGGUGCAUCAUUAUCUGAUACAGGAUGUUGAUAUUUAAAACAAAACAAAAAUACAAAAUCACUGUCUUUUGUCAUCGGGUCAGUUGAUGAAGACUGUUUCCUGUUUAUUUUUUUAAUCAAUGUAAAAAUGUAAAGGGUUGGUAGUAGGUAGAAAAGGAGAAAAGAAAAAAAAAGAUAUAUAUCCAUUGCAUAACUGCCUGUAAAAAUAAAACAUUUUACAACAUUUAAAUGUAAGUGACCUUUAUAACUUUCUUGCUUCAAUGACAUUCCAGUGUAUCAAUAAACAUUUGUAGAACUGUU